GUGGACCCGAAGGAGAGUUUCCAGCCCCGUGAUUUGCUAAUCGGGGGCCGCUUCCCUUGUCCGUCCCCUGUAAUCGGGACCCUGGUUUGUGGAGCUCGGCCAGCCCUCCUGCCGGCGGACGCGUCAAGUGCACGGACGGCGCCGCGCGUUGUGGUUAAAGCCCGACUGCCUCCACUGUGAAGGCUGGGCACCGGGAAGGAGCAUCGGGGGCCUCGCUGCGGCUGAGAGAAGAGGCUGAAACUCCCCACGCAUGGCUUUUUUGUAGGAAAGUUUCCAUCGUCACUUGGGAUUGUGGACGGGACGUCGUCGAGAAUCACCUGAAGUCGCCCAGAAGUUGUACUCGCUCGGGGCGCCCGACCAUGGAGAUGCAGAGGUGGUCCACCAGGUGGAAAACGAAAAGGUGGCUAAUGGAUCCCACUCUAAGCGCGUUCAUCACUUUAGCCCUGGUUCUACAGGCGACCCGUGUCGACGCAGUGGAACCAGUGGAUGUCCUAAAAGUAUUAGAUUUUCAAAAUUACCCCGAAGGAGUGACGAAAACAUCCGGAUUUUGCACAAACCGAAGAGCUUCAAAGCCGGACUCAGCUUUCAGGGUUUCAAAGCGGAUCCAGAUCACGGCCCCCACCGCACAGCUAUUCCCUGGAGGUGUUUUCCCUGAGGACUUCUCCAUCCUGACCACGCUGCGCCCCAAAGCGGGCCUUCAGUCCUUCCUGCUGUCCAUCUACAAUGGGCAGGGAGUCCAGCAGCUGGGCGUGGAGGUGGGGCGCUCGCCGGUGUUCCUGUAUGAGGAUCAGACUGGGAAACCGGUCCCAGAGGAAUACCCCCUGUUCAGUUCCCUCAACCUCGCUGAUGGAAAGUGGCACCGCGUGGCCAUCAGUGUGGAGAAGAAGUCGGUCACCAUCAUCGCAGACUGUCAGAAGAAGAUCACCAAGGCCCUUCACAGGAGCGACCACGCCUCCAUCGACACCGGCGGCUUCACGGCGUUUGGCACCAGGCUUCUGGACGAAGGGGUUUAUCAGGGCGACAUCCAGCAACUUCUGAUUGUGGCUGAUCCACAAGCAGCGUAUGAUUACUGUGAACACUACAGCCCAGACUGUGACACCCCUCACGGCGAGUCCCUCCAGGCCCAGGAACCCGAGAACCAGUAUGGUACUGAUCUAGACUACAAAGAAUUCUAUGACUACUCUGUGGGACCCACAGACGCUGUUCCAACUGAUGAGUAUUAUGAACCACAGCUAAACAAUGUAGAAGGAGAUUACAAUACAGACAAUGACUACGGAACGGUAGAUGGUACUCAGACUCAGUCGCCCUUUGCCACGAGUGAACCUUAUGAGGCCGUGGAGGAGGAUGGUGUCGGUGCUUACGCCACCGAGGCCGCCCCCGCAGCCCCAGAGCCCGCCGUUGUCCCGGAAACAGCGGACAACCCGGACAGCGCUGCUGAAGGAUAUGACUUUAAGGAGUAUGACCUGAAGGAGUAUGACUUGGGGGAGGGAGACAACAGGUUGUAUGAUUACGGGGCGUAUGAUGAGUACGGCACGGCCCUGCCCAAACCCGCGGCGGCCCGCGAUGACGAGGUGGGGCCCGGGGUGGCCGCCGAAACCGACGAGAGCACCGUCGCUGGGGUUGGAGGAGCCUUCGGGCAGAAGGGAGAGAAGGGCGAGCCGGCUGUGAUUGAACCUGGCAUGUUGAUUGAAGGACCUCCAGGACCCCCUGGCCCAGCUGGUCUGCCUGGUCCCUCAGGUCUACAAGGACCCCCAGGCACUGCUGGAGAUCCUGGUGACAGGGGUCCACCUGGUCGCGCUGGUCUGCCUGGUGCUGAUGGUUUGCCAGGACCCCCUGGGACCAUGCUGAUGCUGCCAUUCCGCUUCGGUGGGGAUAGUGAGAAGGGUCCUGUUGUGUCGGCCCAAGAAGCCCAAGCUCAGGCCAUCCUUUCCCAGGCCAGACUGGCUAUGAGAGGACCCCCUGGGCCAAUGGGACUGACAGGAAGAUCAGGGCCAGUGGGUCUGCCCGGUGGUCCAGGACUAAAGGGUGAAAGUGGAGACCCCGGACCUCAGGGUCCCCGUGGCAUCCAAGGGCCUUCGGGACAAACGGGCAAAGCUGGCAAGAGGGGUCGUGCUGGAGCAGAUGGUGCCCGUGGAAUGCCCGGAGAGCCAGGCACCAAGGGCGACCGGGGCUUUGAUGGACUUCCUGGGCUUCCCGGUGAAAAGGGACACAGGGGGGACCCGGGGCCAAUGGGACCACCAGGUGCUCCUGGAGAGGACGGUCAGAGAGGCGAGGACGGUGAGAUCGGGCCCAGAGGACUGGCGGGUGAGAGUGGUCCUAGAGGUUUGCUGGGUCCUCGUGGUCCUCCAGGACCCCCUGGAGCUCCUGGGGUUGCUGGUGUUGAUGGGCCUCCAGGACCCAAAGGAAACAUGGGCCCUCAAGGAGAACCUGGGCCACCUGGGCAGCAGGGAAUCCCAGGAACUCAGGGUCUCCCUGGUCCUCAAGGCCCGAUUGGACCACCUGGAGAAAAAGGACCCCAGGGCAGGUCGGGCUUGCCCGGACUACCUGGAGCUGAUGGGCCUCCUGGUCAUCCUGGUAAGGAGGGACCGCCCGGAGAGAAAGGAGGACAGGGUCCUCCAGGUCCACAAGGUCCUAUUGGUUAUCCUGGCCCUCGUGGUGUGAAGGGUGCUGACGGCGUCCGUGGUCUCAAAGGGUCAAAGGGAGAGAAGGGUGAAGAUGGUUUCCCAGGUUUCAAGGGCGAUAUGGGCAUUAAAGGAGACCGGGGUGAGCUGGGGUUAGCUGGGCCCCGUGGAGAGGACGGCCCUGAGGGUCCUAAGGGGCGAGCUGGGCCCAAUGGUGAAUCAGGACCCAUUGGACCUGCAGGAGAAAAGGGUAAACUUGGUGUUCCAGGAAUUCCAGGUUAUCCAGGAAGACAGGGACCAAAGGGCUCAAGCGGGUUCCCCGGCUUCCCUGGAGCCAAUGGCGAGAAAGGAGCCAGGGGUGUUGCAGGCAAAGCUGGUCCUAGAGGCCAAAGAGGCCCAACGGGUCCUCGCGGUGGUCGAGGAAUCAGAGGUCCAACAGGAAAACCAGGCCCCAAGGGCACAUCAGGCAACGAUGGUCCUCCAGGCCCACCCGGCGAGAGAGGACCUCAAGGACCUCAGGGACCCGUGGGCUUCCCAGGACCAAAAGGUCCCCCGGGACCCCCUGGAAAGGAUGGGCUGCCCGGACACCCUGGUCAGCGUGGAGAGACGGGUUUCCAAGGAAAAACAGGUCCACCAGGCCCAGGAGGUGUUGUCGGACCCCAGGGACCCACUGGUGAGACUGGUCCUGUUGGUGAGAGAGGUCACCCUGGACCCCCAGGUCCACCUGGAGAACAAGGUCUUCCAGGUGCUGCUGGAAAGGAGGGAGCAAAGGGAGAUCCUGGACCGCAGGGAUCCCCUGGGAAAGAUGGUCCACCUGGCCUUCGAGGAUUCCCUGGAGAGAGAGGUCUACCUGGUGCCUCGGGCCCAGCAGGUCUGAAGGGAGGAGAGGGGCCUCAAGGUCCACCUGGGCCUGUUGGAUCACCUGGUGAGAGAGGCCCUGCUGGUUCAGCCGGUCCGAUUGGACUGUCAGGUAGACCUGGUCCUCAGGGCCCACCAGGUCCUGCGGGUGAGAAGGGAGCACCUGGUGAGAAAGGCCCUCAAGGUCCAGCUGGACGUGAUGGAGUUCAGGGACCUGUUGGUUUACCUGGGCCUGCUGGACCCCAAGGUCCACCUGGAGAGGAUGGUGACAAGGGAGAGGUUGGAGAACCUGGUCAGAAAGGAAGCAAAGGUGACAAGGGAGAACAGGGUCCCCCCGGUCCAGCUGGUCUCCAAGGUCCUAUAGGUGCCCCAGGCCCUGCUGGAGCUGAUGGAGAACCUGGUCCUAGAGGUCAGCAGGGUAUGUUUGGACAAAAAGGAGAUGAAGGCCCCCGUGGAUUUCCUGGACCCCCUGGUCCAAUCGGUCUGCAGGGGCUUCCUGGACCUCCUGGUGAGAAAGGGGAGAAUGGUGAUGUUGGACCUAUGGGUCCUCCUGGUCCCCCCGGUCCCCGAGGUCCUCAGGGUCCCAGUGGAGCUGAUGGUCCACAAGGUCCCCCAGGUGGUGUGGGCCCCAUGGGAUCUGUGGGUGAGAAGGGUGAGCAAGGUGAGGCUGGAAACCCAGGACCACCCGGAGAGCCCGGAACUGGGGGACCCAAAGGCGAGAGAGGAGAGAAAGGAGAGGCGGGACCCCCUGGAGCUGCUGGACCUGCUGGAGCCAAAGGGCCCCCUGGAGAUGAUGGUCCCAAGGGUAAUCCUGGUCCGGUUGGAUUCCCUGGAGACCCUGGCCCUCCUGGAGAACCAGGUGUUGCUGGAACUGAUGGCGAACCAGGGGAGAAGGGAGAAGAUGGUGAGGCCGGUCAAGCAGGACCCCCAGGUCCAUCAGGAGAAGCCGGUCCCCCUGGACCACCUGGCAAGAGAGGACCUCCGGGAGCUGCAGGUGCUGAGGGCAGACAAGGAGAGAAGGGCGCUAAGGGUGAGGCCGGCUUAGAGGGUCCACCGGGUAAAACAGGACCAGUGGGGCCCCAGGGACCUCCAGGAAAGCCCGGUCCUGAGGGUCUGCGUGGAAUCCCAGGCCCGGUUGGUGAACAAGGACUGCCAGGUGCCCCAGGACAGGACGGCCCACCUGGUCCCAUGGGUCCUCCUGGUCUUCCUGGUCUCAAGGGCGACCCUGGGUCCAAGGGUGAAAAGGGUCACCCAGGUCUGAUCGGUCUGAUUGGACCCCCCGGUGAGCAAGGAGAGAAGGGAGACCGAGGUUUGCCCGGACCACAGGGUUCUCCUGGCAGCAAGGGUGAUGGCGGUAUCAGUGGAGCUGCCGGUCCUCUCGGCCCCCCCGGUCCCCCUGGUCUGCCCGGUCCUCAAGGUCCCAAGGGAGCCAAAGGUUCAACAGGUCCUGCUGGUGCAAAAGGAGACACUGGUUCGGUUGGUCCUCCUGGUCCUCCUGGCCCACCGGGUGAGGUUAUCCAGCCCCUGCCCAUCCAGUCGCCCAAGAAGACCAAGCGCUCCAGUGAGAUGCAGUCAGAUACAGCUGGUACCAUCAUGGACUACGGCGAGGGCAUGGAGGACAUCUUUGGCUCGCUCAACAACCUCAAACAGGACAUCGAGCGCAUGAAAUACCCCAUGGGCACGCAGAACAACCCUGCCAGGACAUGCAAAGACUUGCAGCUCUGCCACCCUGAGUUCCCUGAUGGCGAAUACUGGAUUGAUCCCAACCAAGGCUGCUCAGGGGACUCCUUCAAAGUCUACUGUAACUUCACGGCCGGGGGCGAAACCUGCAUCUAUCCUGAUAAGAAGUCCAAUGGAGUCAGAAUAUCCUCCUGGCCCAAAGAAACACCCGGGUCAUGGUUCAGUGAAUUUAAGCGUGGUAAAACACUUUCCUACGUGGACGCAGACGGAAACUCCAUCAACAUGGUGCAGAUGACUUUCCUCAGACUACUGACGGCCUCAGCCAGGCAGAACUUCACCUACCACUGCCACCAGUCGGUGGCCUGGCACGACGCCACCGCCGACAGCUAUGACAAGGCGCUGCGCUUCAUGGGCGCCAACGACGAGGAGAUGUCCUACGACAACAACCCCUACGUCAAGGCUGUCUCCGACGGCUGCGCGAUGAGGAAAGGCUACGGAAAAACUGUGAUAGAGAUUAACACUCCCAAAAUCGAUCAAGUCCCGAUCGUUGAUGUCAUGUUGACUGACUUUGGGGACCCCAAUCAGAAGUUUGGAUUUGACGUCGGGCCAGUCUGCUUCCUUGGCUAAAGAACAAAACACAAAAACGAACUUGAAGGGGCCAGCAAAGAAAAGUCAAGUUGAGACGCUCUGGGCACCGGCAAAGCCCAUUUCUAGCCCCCCCGCCCCAUGCCACAUGCAAGUUUUGAAUAAGAGAUGGUGUAGCAAACACGUCUUUCCAUGUAAGCCAGGAAAAUACUCGUUGCCCUCGUAGGGCUCAAACCACAUGACUUAACCACGUUACGGAGCGAAGGUGAAGGACAUUUGAGGCGUGGCAGAGGAGGGUGGCUCGGAGGCAACCGGAGCAGGGGACGCGGGCCUCCUCUCUGGGCUCCAGGUGCUGAAAACGACUACAAUGGUGCUUUUUUCAAAACACACAAAAGUAUAAAGAGGUGCUAAGAAAGAAAGUGUAUUUUGAUUAUUAUAAAAAACUGUAAUUAUUAUUUUGUACAAUACUGUUAUUUCUGAAUCCACUUUCAAAACUUGCAUGUGUUCCAAUGCUGGGUCAAAGAUAUACAGCCUAACUUAAAGAAUCAACCCAACCCAUUUUUAAUUCUGGUGUUUUUAUGUCGUGAAGCAAAUAAACGAGCAUUCAAACCAUCCUCUCUUGCUAAAUUAGACUGUACGCCCUUUGUAUAUAUUGACAUCUUGAGGUUAUUUGCUGUUUUGCCCCUGUGAGCGUAGGUGAAGCGACUGGAAGCAUCACGCCAGCACACCUCCCACUAACGUUGUGAUCCUGUGCUAGUAGGAAGCAAUCAUGGCAUUAAUUCCCUUUAUUUAAUUCUCUUGUUGCUUUUCUGUUUUGUUUUCUGACAGGCUUUUUAAUUUCAGUUGUAUACCUCAGACUUUCUUGAUAACCCUUAAGAUGCAAGGAUGGUAUGCCCUGUAUAUACCUUGGUUAAGCAAUUAAGUUUAUAUAUUUUGGGUGGGGUUUUUUUAAAAGGAGAGAAAUACUUUAGACAUCCACUGUUCAGAUCCUUCUGUGAAUGCGAUGAGGUGAGGCCCUCCCAUGAUGUAACUAAAACAAGGAAGCGUUUGAACGGGCUUUUUUAUAGUUCAUUUGAAAAUUAAAGCUGGAUUCAGUGAA
Molecule: messenger RNA, 6843 nt
Organism: Betta splendens (Siamese fighting fish)
Lineage: Eukaryota; Metazoa; Chordata; Actinopteri; Anabantiformes; Osphronemidae
Gene: col11a1a
Product: collagen, type XI, alpha 1a
Exons: 67
Coding region: 360-5786 (1808 amino acids)
Molecular function (GO): extracellular matrix structural constituent
Source: RefSeq, a predicted model, not a curated record